GGGGUUACAGUACUCUGAAGGACACCCACUGCCCUUAAAAGACAGAACACUGGUGAGCAAAGGGUUUAUCAGGACUCUCGCCCUACCAGAAGUUCAGUGUGUUUCCAGGACUUUCAAGGCUUCACUGCUGUCAUGUUGUGAGCUCACUAUCCACUUGUGUUUUUCCACGAAUAAUGAAGAAAACCUGAGUAAUCAUGAAUCUAAUCAUUGAGGUAAAGUAACCUAGUCAUCAUCAAGAGGACAGCUAGUGUUAAACUUCUUUAUAUAUAUUUGAGAAAGGAUUUACAUAUUCAUAAUAACUUUCUGAUCUGGCAGUCCCUAGGUUUGUCAACUACUAAUAACUGGGUGAAUGCUUUGGGUAAUAUUUAAACCAAUUGCAAUUUCUUAGCAGACAUUCUCCCAUCCAGGAGAUGCAGUAAAGUACUGGCAGCAAUAGAUGCUUCUACCAGUAUCUCCUCCUGUCACUGCCACUCUGCACAGGAAAGGAGGGAGAAGAAGCCACCUUACUUCUAUUUGAUAAUCAUUCAACAGAACAGAGGUCCCUAAUGACCCACAUGUAAGUCUAUUGGCUAAGAAAGUUCUAAGGUUGGAACUUCAUUCAGCUAUCGAUAUUUGUAAGAAAAAAAAUUUAAAUAUAAUUUUGAUGCAAAUUUUACUUUCAUUAAGAUACCUACAGGAAAAAAACUCUUAAUUUUCUCUAACAGAAUCGAAAGCUAAAAAAUACUGGUGGGAGGAAUCUACACAUGGUUUCACAACUCCUCUCUCCCUGCGGAAGUAGCAGAAUAUGAGGAAGCCAGUACUGGUCAAGUGACUCUACGGAGGGCCAUUUUCCCUUGUUGUCUUCAAAAAUACUUCAUUUUCUUGGCAUUUCAGGAGAUUACAACAUUAUGUAUUUCAGUUUCUGAGAGCGUUACUGAUUUAUUUCUUUACUCAAAACAAUCCUGGUUUCCAACAUUUCUGAAGAUCUCAAGAUCUGGACUACCAUUGAAGAAAUUCCCAGUAAGGCUCACUUGUAUCUUUAGAGAUGGCAAAUAACUACAAGACAAUUGUUCUACUAAAAGGAUUAGAGGUCAUCAAUGAUUAUCAUUUUAGAAUGGUUAAGUCCUUACUGAGCAGCGAUUUAAAACUUAAUCCAAAAAUGAGAGACGAGUAUGACAAAAUUCAGAUUGCUGACUUGAUGGAAGAAAAGUUCCCAGGUGAUGCUGGUUUGGGCAGACUAACAGAAAUCUUCAAAGAAAUACCAACACUUGGUAACCUUGCUGAAACUCUUAAAAAAGAAAAGUUAAAAGUCAAAGGAAAAACCCCAUCUAAGAAGCAGCAGCAGAAUGAAGUGGAUCCUGGUACACCUGAAUCCACUCCAAGCCACACUCUCACAGCUGAAGGAGCAGAGGAGACUCCUGGAGCUCAGAAAAGAAAAAACUCAUCUGAAGAAGAGACUGGAAUCAAAAGGCAUAAGAUGUCCAAGGAGCAAACCCAGCCUCCCUGUCCUGCAGAAGCCAGCAUGUCCACAGCCAGGAGCCAUUCCCCACCUCCCCAGCCCUCAUCAUCAACUCCAUCCAACACUUCCUCAACUGAGGCACAAAGCCUAAGACCAUUGGUCAGACGUCAGGCAACUGCCAGAAAAAAUAUUUGCUCAAAAGACCCAAUGAUGGUGAUGGUGCUAAAUGCAACAAAGAUAUUCAAAUAUGAAUCCUUAGAAAACGAGCGAAGAAGAAUGUUUCAUGCUACAGUGGUUACGCAGACAGAGUUCUUUCAUGUGAAGGUUUUAAACAUCAACUUGAAGAGGAAAUUCACUAAAAAGAGAAUCAUCAUUAUAUCAAAUUAUUCUAAAUAUAAUAGUCUCCUAGAGGUGAAUGAAACCUCUUCUGUAUUUGAAGCUGGUCCUGACCAAACGUUUCAGGUUCCAAAGGACGUCAUCAAAAGAGCAAGGAAAACUCCGAGGAUCAAUAUUCUUCACAGACAAGCUUCAGGAGACAUUGUAUAUGGAUUAUUUACGCUACAUGACAAAACUAUAAAGAGGAAGGUGACAAUCUAUGAAAUUCUGGAUAAAACAGGGAGAAUGGAUGUAGUAGGAAAAGGAGAAUAUCACAAUAUCCCCUGUGAAAAAGGAGAUAAGCUUCAACUCUUUUGCUUUCGACUGAGAAAGCGGAAAGAUGUGUUACAACUGAUGUCAGAAAUGCAUAGUUUCAUCCGGAUAUGGAAGAAAACAAAGCAGAGAAGCCAUGACUCCAGCAGCAUGGCACUAUGGCAGGAGCAGAGUCAGCUUCCAAAACCUUCAGAGGCUGGCACAACCUUCCCAUUUCAACACAAUCUCAUCAAGACUCCUCAGGUGCCACCAACAACCCCAUCCAGCAGUUCCUUUACCAAGGAUACAACUACUCAAACUUCUGACGUCAAACUCCUGACGAAUUCAGCCCCAGAGCAGAGGCAGCCUCAGCAAACUGCAAUGAAGGACUCAUUUCCACAUGGGUGUCAGCAUCGGGUUUCUCAGUCAUGUGCACAAACCUCAUCAGGCAGUUUCUCAUACAAGGUUGAAGCCCACCUACGAGCACAGUUAUUGUCUGAGAUCCAUAGAACCAACCCACCAACUGUGGCCGGUCCUGUUUCUUCUGAUACUCCACCAACCCCAUCCAGCGGUUCCUUAAAUAAGGUACCGCCUUUCUGUUUCCAUUCCUGUACCUCUAAAACAUAAUUGUAAUGGUAAUCAGAGUCUUCAAAAAGAUUCUCAUUUAAUCUCUGACUAUAUAUUAUUAUUUUAUUACAUUUCUCAUUCAUUUAUCAAUAUAUAAUUGGACACACCACUGGAUUCUAAAGUCCUUCAAUAUCACAAAAUAUGCAUUUAUGAAAUCAUUUCUAUCUUCAAGAAGAUUAUUGUUUUUCAUUAGUGCAAAUGUAGUGUAUGUGGGGAAGUAUCCAGACAAAGAGCGAUGAAUACAACAGUAUGUUUGUACCUUCCAUUCUAAUUUCCUUUCACAAUUUUCCAUUAUGACAAAUGACCAUACCUACGGUUGAUAUUUAAAAUCACUAUGCCUUUCCAUAGCUGAUGUUUUGACAUAAGCUACCUCCUUUGUUUAGAAUCCUUGACUCUCAUCUCUUCAUUUGCCCCAAUAUAUUUCUGGGUCAGCCAAGAUCCCCCUUCCUCAGAAAAAACUUCACUGAUGUCCUCCUUCUACUAUAGAACACAUCAGGCCAAGGUGUCCUGAACAUGUCUCUUUAUUUUAUUUAGAACAUUUAUUAAAAUUCUAAUAAUAGAGUGUUCUUUAAGCAUACUUGAUAAUAAGUUCAGAUUAUAGAUUUCUUGUCCAGGAGAACAUCAGACAAAGGUGAACUAAUGAAUUUAUAUCUGAGUGUUACAAUUAAAUCCAAGCCUGUUUUUGGCCAUGAUAGGACCAGUGGAGUCACCUCCACCUACAGAACAGAAGACUGUGAUCUACAGUGAGAGGGAAGGUAACUAAAGAGAAAGGCAAGAGGAGAAUCAUGUCACUACUCUUUUAGUUGAAGACGUGUAACCACACAGACUAAUUGAAGACAGAUUACCUGUAUACAGGGGUUCUCAAUUUGUGGUAGUUUUUUGGUUUGUUUAUGUUUUUGUUGUUUUUGAUAAGCCCAAGAAUUCCAUUUUCCUCAAUAAAGUCUACAUAUUUAAAUGAGAGUCAGAGCUAACUAGCAUGUCCUCCUUAGCCAUCUUGGCUUAGGUGACCAUGGAUGGAACUCGUGUGUAGUCAUUACCAGCUCAGAUCCACUUUUCUGUCACUUCAUAGACAUAAUUGGACAUCCCAGGACAACAUUUUGGGAAAUAAUUUAUUUCUCCUGCAUUCUGGCUUCGAAGGGACUACAUAAAGUUUUCUUAGGCUCUACCAUUUUAAAUAGGCAUCAAUGUCUGUUCCUAUAGCAAUUAGAUUUAUUUGACUGCAUCUAAACCUCCCUUAGCCCAGGAAUCCCAGGUAGGGUCCUAUGUCUGCUAUACCUAACCACUCAUCUAGCCAUUUCUUCUUUGAUAUCUAGAACUUCCACAGGAGGCCUAGAAAAUAUGUCUGAUUACUUCCUCUGUGAUUCACUAGCUCUGAAAGACAACCUUGCUUUUAUAUAUCUUAGGUCAUCCCUAAGUGAUUGUUUAUAUUUAAUAAUAUGGUUGCUCUAUGCUUUAGGAUUUAAAGCCAAAAGCAGACUAUUCUUAUUUUUCAUCUUUUGUCAUGACUCUCCUAAAUCAAAGAGCACAGAAUGGUUGAAAAAACAAAUAGAGAUAUUACUGGCUUAGAAUUACUACCUGGGAAAAAAAGAAGUUUAUUAGUUUUAUUCCAAUCACUACAACUUUAUCUGGGUUUUCCACAAGAGGGUCAACAUAAAUCACGAUACAUUGCUGAAUCAGGCAGACACAUAAACCUUGCAUAGUAUUUUAAAUAACAAUGAAAAUAAUGAUAUUUUUCUAACUGAGCAUCUACUAGGUAAAAGGUAGAAGUAAAGGCUAUGAUUUUAUGUACAUGAUUGCAUUUAUUCUUCAAUACAGCUCUAUGAGCACAGUAGGAAGAUCACACUCAAGGGAAAAAAUGUGUUCUGCUUUUUUAGACAAGUUAAAUUUGAGAUUCCAACAGGACAUCUAAGAAUUAUCCAUCUGAUACUAUAGAGCUUUAACUUGGACAAUUUUCGCUGGGCCUUUUACUGAAUUACAUCAGUAUAGACAUAGUUGCUAAAACAGUGGAUGUAGCUGAGAGUAUCUGAUAGAAUAGAAAUAAUAAUGCCACUCAUUUACUGAGUACACAGAAUGAUUCAGGAUCUUCUAAGGGUUUUUUCAAUAAGUAUCUUCAUUAAUCUUUUACGAUCCGAUUGUUUCAUGUAUUAACUCAUUUAAUUCUUUGUGGUACACAAUGAGCAGAAGAAAGAGUUAAAUUUGAGGAUGGUCAACAUGGCUCAUAACAGUCCUAUAUUACCAAGGAUGUCCCUAACCAAAUCAGAACACAGAGAUACCCUCUUUCAUGAGAUACAUAUACUGGUCAACACAGAGAUGGUUGGAUCUACAUGACAAAGUUCAUGCUCUUUGUCACAUAUAUUCAUGUGGGAUUCUUGGAACAAAUAAAGGCUAAUAUUGGAACGCAAAAAGAUCAAAACAAAGGUUAACACAUUCAGACACACAGAAAUGCUAAGGCUUUCCAAUUGCUCCAGUUCUCAGAGCCAUUAGUCAAAAGUCCCAAGCCUUCCUUGACAGCAGUUGCACCAAAAAUACCUUUUGUAACUUCCUCCUACCUUUCUGUCCAGUGAGAACUUUCCCCUUAGCCCUUGUCAUUGGACACACCAGCUCCUUUCUCUCUCCUGCUGCUCCCUGACAUCGCCUGCCCUUUCACUUAGGCUCAUGUUGGGUAGGAGUGAAUAUCACAUGUCAUGGUCCCAAUAGAGGGAAAGAUGUGACUCAAAGGACAGGAAUUCAUUAAAGGAUAAAGGUGAGAAUGAGAAAAGAGUCCUUCCUACGGAAAUAGAAGAGAUGUGACCCACAGGGAGGAGAGACAGUGUGACCGAAGGGAGAAAAGUAUGAUCACCUGCAUCUCAACUGGUUUAUUUUUAUCUCUUUCUGCUUCAAGGUCACCCAGGACAAGGAUAUCAAAUAACUACUGUUCAGUCUUUAUUCAAGUGUGGAAAUUUUGCCUGAAUUCCUCCAUGUAAAAACUUGAUGCCAUUGAUAAUAAUGUUUAUGAAGAUAAGAUUGAAGCACAGAAAAUAAUAUAUGUAUAUAUAUCUGGUUGAAAUACAGUAUAUAUACCAGUUAUUAAUUCUAGGAAAUGGAGUAUUACAGGUACAUUUUAUUUCAUUAUUUUUACUGGUUUGCCUUUUCUUCAUAUCAUAAU
Messenger RNA from Cebus imitator (Panamanian white-faced capuchin), 5837 nucleotides. It is a transcript of the gene PYHIN1, whose product is annotated as pyrin and HIN domain family member 1. The transcript has 9 exons. Lineage: Eukaryota; Metazoa; Chordata; Mammalia; Primates; Cebidae. The record is from RefSeq and is a predicted model, not a curated record. Gene Ontology annotation, cellular component: nucleolus. Gene Ontology annotation, molecular function: double-stranded DNA binding. Gene Ontology annotation, biological process: activation of innate immune response; cellular response to interferon-beta; positive regulation of interleukin-1 beta production. Bases 1025 to 2692 code for a protein of 555 amino acids.